Molecule: messenger RNA, 1104 nt
Organism: Phaeoacremonium minimum UCRPA7
Lineage: Eukaryota; Fungi; Ascomycota; Sordariomycetes; Togniniales; Togniniaceae
Product: putative alcohol dehydrogenase protein
Exons: 1
Coding region: 1-1104 (367 amino acids)
Molecular function (GO): oxidoreductase activity
Source: RefSeq, a predicted model, not a curated record
AUGUAUAUACAUGACAUCCCCAAGUCUAUGAAGGCCGCGCAGGUCGUCGAAUAUGGCAAGCCGUAUCAAGUCAACACCGUUCCCGUUCCCUCAGACAUCGGCCCCCACGAUCUGCUAGUCAAGAUCGCCACUGCAUCUCACUGCCACACCGAUGUCUUGGUGCACUCAGGGGCGUUCGGCACGAAACUGCCCGUGACUGGGUCACACGAGGGCGCAGGGACCGUCGUCGCCGUUGGCUCUUCGGUCACAGACUUCAAAAUCAGCGAUAGGGUAAUGUGCGGACUGCCGUUUCACCCCUGCGGCACGUGUCGGAAUUGCACAGGGCCUGAGAGUUGGAGGCAGUACUGUGCGAAUAUUGAGGGCCACUCGGGGGUUCAGAGGGACGGCUUCUUUGCGGAAUAUGCGCUGGUCGAUGCCCGGUCGACAACUUUGCUUCCUGACGAGGUUUCCUUUCUCAGUGCAGCACCCCUGGCGUGCGCUGGACGGACUGUUUGGAGAGGCGUCCUCCAGGCUGAUCUCAAGCCUGGCCAGUGGCUCGCGAUUGUUGGUUCGGGAGGUGGGCUCGGUCAUAUUGGCAUUCAAUUCGCCAAGAAAAGGGGGCUCAGGGUUGUCGGCGUCGAUGCGAGGGACGAGGGACUAGAGUUAUCAAAAGAAUGUGGAGCAGACAUUGUUGCAGACGCGCGGGAGGGCAAAGACGCGGUGGUCAAGCAGAUUCUAGAGGCAACCGACGGCGAGGGCGUUGAUGCUGCGCUCACGAUAUCAGACGCACCAGAUGCAGCAGCUUUGGCGUGUGCGUUGACGAAAAUGCAUGGACUCAUGGUACAGAUGGGUCAGCCAGACGUUGUCAAUAUCCCUUUCGCAGACCUAGCCCUCCGGGAUGUCAGGGUCCAAGGCAGUAUCCUCUGCUCACCGGAAGAGAGCAGAGGCAUGCUCAAAUUCAUUGCUGAAAGCGGAUUAGCAGUAAAGACAAGUGUAUACAAGGGACUCGACAAAAUCAAAGAGCUGGUCGAAAUGGUUCAUGCAGGAAGGAUAAGGGGGAAAGCAGUUAUCAUUAUCGACCAGGAUCAGAUUGACCGUGAGAAGAAGUCGGGUGCAAAGUAUUAG